Molecule: messenger RNA, 477 nt
Organism: Iphiclides podalirius (scarce swallowtail)
Lineage: Eukaryota; Metazoa; Arthropoda; Insecta; Lepidoptera; Papilionidae
Source: the annotation of a GenBank genome assembly
AUGGGUUCAGACGCGGCGCCCGCGGUAUACGUGCCGUCGAGGACCGGCAAGUCGCUGCUGCUGCACGCCGGGUACACCUUCUACCUGAAGAACCUGCAGGCGCACGGGCGCAAGCAGUGGUACUGCUCGUCGCGCGACAUGGCCGGCUGCCGGGCUGACGUCAUCACGGCCCCCUCCCCCGCGGGGGAAGGCGACGUGCUGUUCCUGGUGCGCGGCCGCCACAUCCACGCGCCGCCCAGCUACUACUUCACGCCCGACGGCAAGUACGUGCGGCGGAAAGACGCCUACCAUAGACACAAUUACUCGAGUCGCUCCGUUCGCGAGUUUCAAAUAUUCCACGGGAUUCGUGGGCCCAUGAAUUGCGCAGUUGUGAUGGAUCAAUACGCCGUACAAAGUUAUGAAAGAAGAAACUUGGGGGAUGGUAUGGGCGUGCCCGGCUGUCUCCCGAGCUACAGCCUUGUUACGCCUCGUAUGCCC